This is a messenger RNA of Penicillium canescens, 2763 nucleotides long. RefSeq lists its product as uncharacterized. Gene Ontology annotation, molecular function: GTP binding; translation elongation factor activity; GTPase activity. Lineage: Eukaryota; Fungi; Ascomycota; Eurotiomycetes; Eurotiales; Aspergillaceae. Gene Ontology annotation, biological process: translational elongation. Bases 1 to 2763 code for a protein of 920 amino acids. The transcript has 2 exons. The record is from RefSeq and is a predicted model, not a curated record.
AUGGCAUCAAUUUUCACUUACGACCCAGACCCGCCGCGGGUAUCGUCACCGUGGUCAACCUCGGGAUCGUCGACCCCUCAGCUCAAUCUAUCUGGUGGUCGCGGGUUAGCAAUUCGCACGCGUUCUAGCACUACUCCGCUACGCGCUGACCCAGUUCUGUUGUCCGACUAUGGAAUUUCAAAAUUGGAACCAGAGCCUCAAGAAGGCCCCACAGAGUACAAGUUACAUCUGCUUCUUCGACCCAGACGUCCCUAUCUUUCCAUGUCAACAGGGAACGUAGUUGCGGGAUCAUAUCAUUCACGCAUUCUGCCACCAUCCUCUACCUCUGCAUCCCCGGGCUCUGAGGCAGCUCCGAAGCCCAUGCAAGCCAAAUCAAAUCAGAGCCGCCAGCAACGACUACAAGGGUUGACUACCCAGCUAUUAUGGCGCCUGCAGCAAUCUUCGCCAUUUCACUCAUCCACCACCUCAAAUCUUGUGUUGCCUGUUCUCCCCGAUGCAACUCCCCAGUUAGGUGUUCCUUCCAAGCCUGCCCGCUUGCUUCCUGGUCUCGAAGAGAGCCAAGGUGCUUUGUAUGAGAUUGGAGUUGCCGACGAUGGAACCUUUGUCGGUCUAACUCAAGAUGAGUUGGACGAGAGCAUCACCAAUCUCCAGUCUAUGGCUGCAAGUCUUGGGUGUAAGGUCGAGGUCCUUCGCCGCGUCGUGGUCGGGAAAUGCGAGUGGGCAGUGGAAACGCCAGAUGCACCGCUAGAUGCACCGCCCGAUCCGGCCACGAAUACCGUCGAAGGACUCUGGGUUGUUGAGGCGUUGGUAAGCCCAGAUCUGGACUUUUACAACAUCUCCCAGGGCAAGUCAAUACAUGACUCACAAUCCACUGCAAAAGCCGAGUCUGGAAAUGUGUCAGCUGUGGACGAAGAUUACUCGCACACGGAGCAAAUUCGGAUUUCUAUUGCAGGUCCCAGCACCGCAGGAAAGUCUUCUUUGCUGGGUACAUUAACGUCUUCGGCGCUUGACAAUGGAAGAGGCAAAAGCAGAUUGAGUCUUCUGAAGCAUCGACACGAGAUAUCAUCGGGAAUUACCAGUUCAGUCGCCCAGGAACUGAUUGGAUACACCGAUGAGGCGCCACCUACCGUGAUCAACUAUGCCUCUGGGAAUGUUGCUGGCUGGGAUGAUAUACAUGCCGCCUCACAUGGGGGUCGUUUGGCCUUUGUAUCCGACUUACCAGGCUCCGUUCGAUAUCUGAAGUCCACACUGCGAGGGCUUGUUAGCUGGGCUCCUCACUACGUGAUGCUUUGCAUCCCGGCUAACUGUGGUGAUGAGACGACCAUGAUUGAACAAGGGACCGAACAUUCAGAGAUUGACCUCUGCCUGGCAUAUCUCGAACUCUGUUUGAAACUAGAACUCCCUGUGUUAAUUGUCAUCACAAAGCUAGAUGUUGCUUCCCGCAGUGGAUUGCGAGAGAAUCUCGCCAAAAUCCUUUCGGCAAUCAAAACCGCCAAUCGGAAGCCUGCAAUGCUCCCUGCAAGCCCUGCCAGUGACAAGGUGCUUGACCUUCAGCAUAUUAGCACCCUGGAAAGCACUCAAGUACGCAAGGCAAUCGACGCCGCCGAGGGGAAGUGGUCAUACACUGUGCCGAUUAUCUUGACCAGCGCUGUGGAUGGAUCCGGCAUAGGGAAGCUACAUGCUUUCCUUCGCUAUCUACCAAUUCCUGCCCAUCCCUCUCAGAGAAUCCUUCGUAUUCCCAAGGCUUUAUCUAUAUCUCCCCACGACACCGGCAACGUCUUUGAUGUAGACGAGGUCUUUGCCAUCCCACCUUCGAAGGUCUACUCAAUAGCCUCGGAGAAGGGCGGCGAAGAGAACCGUGGAAUGGUCCUUUGCGGCCUGGUCCGCCACGGCAGCAUCUCUAUCGGCGAUGAGAUGGUCAUUGGUCCAAUCCUGGUGGACGUUCCUAGUGACUCGAAUAACGAGCCUCCACCCUCGGUGGGGACCCUGUCCCGCAGCGGGCCGGGUGAUGUGUCGGCAUCAUUCCCGCAGAGCCUCCUAUCCGGCAAAGACUCACAGGCCAGAUGGCAGCGUGUCCGCGUCGUCAGCGUGAGAGAUCUCCGCCUACCAGUCCGCCGCCUAGUGAAGGAUCAAGUAGGCACAAUCGGUAUAGAGCCCAUAGGGUCUUCCGAAGACAAAAAUCUACCGCGCCUUGGCAGAAUCCGUAAGGGCAUGGUUCUCUCAAACUUGCAUAAAUCGCCCUCAUACACCACCUGUAUAUCGGCCGAUUCCUCACUAUUACCGUUACCAUUCCACACCGGAUUCACCGCAACAUUCCGAUCUACUGAGUUCUCCGCUCCGAACUCCCUCCUCUUCUCCUUGGAGGCAAUGCCAUUGCAUAUAUUGCCAACAUUCGCACUACUCAAUAGCUUCGGCAGCGAUGGGACCGCCGAAGCAGUCCGGCGUCGUCCCUCAGCAACGGACAUCAGCAAAGUCAUCUCAGGAACUAUACCCGCCUCCAUUGUCGGCGUCGCAUCCUCGGCGGAAGCCCUGAAAGAAGACGUCAAGAUUACCUUUGCACUUGUAUCUUCUGUGGAGUGGAUCGAGCUGGACUCUCAGGUGCUUGUUAUGCCUGGUAUUUCCAUGGCUUCUGCUUCGUCUCAGGCUGCUACCACGGUAGCAUCUGCGCCUGGCUCUGGUUCGGCUUCCAUGUCCGGACUUGAGGGAUUUGUCGGCGCCGUUAGUGAAGUUGUUCCUGGGCGGGUCCCAGUGACUGAGGGGUGA